CGGGGUCGCAACAGGAACCCCCCGCGUAAUGUCCGGGAGUGCGAAAAGGGUGACUGCGGGGCGAUGCUAGUGAGCCCAGACCUAUGUCUGUCAGGAGCCUCCAUCGCCGGGUAUCAGGACCCGGUGGAUAUGUGCAACACUUCCACAAUCAAAACGGGGAGAAAACUUUACUUAUCACAAAGGCUAGGUCGGCGGAACAAUCGGUCAUAUGGAGGGACGGCGGGGACGGAGAGAGACGUGGAGGAGCUAGGCGCGUGCCCAGUCUGCGGCUAGCGAACGGGCGGGUGGCCGCAGCUCAGUCCGAAGAGGAGAUCCGCUCGCCGCCGCCGCGCCGCUUGGCCAAGGAUGACUCCAUCAAGAUCAGCAUCGAGAACACCAACACGUGCACCGACUCCCUGGUGACCGCACUCGAUGACGAGACGCUGCUCAUCGCGGACUUCCUCUCCAACGACAUGAACUACAAGGGCAGCGGCAAGGUGCACUUCGGUGUAGACGAUGUGUCGCUCUAUGGCACCCCCAAGGAGGAGCCGGGCCCGACGCCGCUCGGUUCCACCGAAGCUGGCAAGCAGAGUUUCCUCAAGAACCAACUGCAGGCCCUCUUUCAGCCCACCGACAACAAGCUGGCGAUGAAGCUCUUCGGCUCCAAGAAGGCGCUGAUGAAGGAGCGCAUUCGACAGAAGGCCGCCGGACACUGGGUCAUACAUCCUUGCUCCAGCUUCCGGUUCUAUUGGGACCUCUGUAUGCUGCUUCUGUUAGUAGCGAAUCUCAUCAUCCUGCCUGUAGCCAUUAGUUUCUUUAACGAUGAUUUGAGUACGCGAUGGAUUGCCUUUAAUUGUCUAUCGGAUACAAUAUUUCUUAUAGAUAUCGUUGUCAAUUUUAGAACAGGUAUAAUGCAACAAGAUAACGCGGAGCAGGUUAUUCUCGACCCAAAGUUAAUCGCCAAACAUUACUUGAGGACCUGGUUUUUCCUGGACCUCAUCUCGUCCAUUCCUCUAGAUUAUAUAUUUCUAAUAUUUAACCAAUUCCAGGAUUUCGGCGACAGUUUUCAAAUCCUGCACGCCGGCCGCGCGCUCCGCAUCCUGAGACUCGCCAAAUUGUUGUCGCUAGUGAGAUUGUUACGUUUGUCCAGACUUGUCCGAUAUGUCAGUCAAUGGGAGGAAGUUUAUAUCCCCAUGUACCAACACCCCCAAGGUCGGCAGGCUGAAUAUGCCCCAGACGGUACCCCAAUUACCCCACCUAGAGACAGGACGACCGAGAUCUUGCAGAAUCUUCAAAAAAAGCGAACGGAACGAAGGGGGCGCCUCAGUUCGGAGGUCAACAAGUCUAAAUACAGCAAAAGCAAUCUGAUAUUUAAGUUUCUUAACAUGGCGAGCGUAUUCAUGAGGAUCUUCAAUCUGAUUUGCAUGAUGCUCCUGAUUGGACAUUGGUCUGGAUGUCUGCAAUUUCUCGUACCGAUGCUGCAGGGUUUCCCAUCGAAUUCAUGGGUAGCCAUUAAUGACUUGCAGGAAGCCUUCUGGUUGGAACAAUAUUCGUGGGCCUUAUUCAAAGCAAUGUCUCACAUGCUGUGCAUAGGCUACGGCCGUUUUCCACCGCAAUCUCUAACGGAUAUGUGGCUGACCAUGCUCUCGAUGAUAUCCGGCGCCACGUGUUACGCGCUGUUCCUUGGUCACGCGACCAAUCUCAUCCAGAGUCUGGACUCCUCGCGGCGGCAGUAUCGCGAGAAGGUGAAACAAGUCGAGGAGUACAUGGCGUAUAGAAAACUACCGCGAGAGAUGCGCCAGCGCAUCACCGAAUAUUUCGAGCAUCGCUAUCAAGGCAAGUUCUUCGAUGAGGAGUGCAUCCUGGGCGAGCUGUCGGAGAAGCUCCGCGAGGACGUGAUCAACUACAACUGCAGGUCGCUGGUGGCGUCGGUGCCGUUCUUCGCGAACGCCGACUCGAAUUUCGUCUCGGACGUCGUUACCAAGCUGAGAUAUGAAGUCUUCCAACCAGGUGAUAUUAUAAUAAAAGAGGGAACGAUCGGCUCCAAGAUGUACUUCAUCCAGGAAGGAAUCGUGGAUAUAGUCAUGUCCAACGGGGACGUGGCGACCAGCUUGAGUGAUGGUUCAUACUUCGGUGAGAUCUGCUUGCUGACGAAUGCUCGACGUGUGGCGUCCGUACGUGCCGAAACCUAUUGCAAUCUCUUCUCGCUGUCGGUGGACCACUUCAACGCCGUACUAGACCAGUACCCGUUGAUGAGGCGCACAAUGGAAUCGGUAGCCGCCGAGAGGUCAGUGCGUUGGCUAAACAAAAUCGGCAAGAAUCCGAAUCUGGUGGCGCAUCGCGAGGAGGAUCUCGGCAGCGAGAGCAAAACCAUCAACGCAGUUGUGAACGCGCUGGCGGCGGAAGCGGAUCACGUCAAUCUCUCCGACGAGUCGGUGGCGCGUCUGCACGCCAGCGAUCGCAGCCUGCAGGAGUUGGGCCGCACGCUGCAGAAGUUAACAACAUUACCGCGACCCAAGUCGGAGAACAACUUUGCCUCGCAGGAUAUACCGCUGACACGUGGCGGCGACCACAACGGACGGCCGUCGUUCCACAAGUCGGACACGUUUCACAAAGAAUCGGCAUUUCAAUGACGGCACUCCACGCACUAGUGCUCUCUGCCCUCUCUUUUUCGACUCGACGUCUCUCAUCGACUUCUCUUCAUCAUCUCUACCGACUGACUUUCUUCUGGAGUGCUUGUGCGUGUUAAAAAUGAUCAACUGCUGAUUCAAAUCUCUUGCAAGCGACAUGCGAACCCAACAAAAUAUGCAAAAAAAAACAACAACCAAAAACAACAACAACCACCAGUCAAGCGACACUUGAAAGGAUAACGUUAAAGCAAUACGUGUGCAUUGGACACAAAGCGCUAGAGAAACUGCAAUACUAGGAAAUAAACUUAAGUUGUAGCUUAACAAAUGAAUUAUUAGCUGCUCAAUGAAUCAACUAGACAAUUACACAAAGAGUUUUAUGCAUAAUAUUGAAGCGACUAAACGAAUUCGCCCGGUUUUUGGUUCAUGAUUAAUUUCGAACGACAUCAAUUACGAGUGUUACCACACGGAGCGCGGAAUAAUGUACAAACACAACAAUCAACACAAAUAUGUAAAAAGCAAACAUACUACAAAUCGAGACAAUAUUCGAUGAUAAUGAAGCGAUAUAAUAAAGAGUAAGCGAAACAAAAAAAAAGGGUAAAGCACUGAUCUAAUAAUAAAUAAGUAAGUAAUAUAAGUACAGUAUUUUUGCGCGUAAACAGCAAAAAAGAGUAUUUUUCAUAAUAAAAGCUGAUGAGACAGCCCGAAAUACAAACAUAUAGGACGGACACAUAGGCAGAAAAUAUGUUUUGAGCCAUGCUAUGCAGCUAAAACCGGAAAAAUAUUACCUACAAGAGUCUCAAGCGCGGAUAUCAGCUAUUUCAACUCGAAUAUCUCCUAUUUAUUUCAUUUCAUUCAUCACAUGUACUGCUUGGUACAAUUUAUCGACGGCAGAUGACAGCAGCAGUAUUACAUUCGCUUGGAAAUAACUGAUAUCCGAACAAGCAAAAAACCUAAACAAUGCAAUUGUGGAAUUGAUGAAUAAAAAAAUCAGGCGCGUGUCUUGACGAAAUAAUAAAAAAAAAACGUUCAACUGGAAAAUGUAGUCAAUUAAAAAACAUAUUCAUUAAAGAAUAAAGAGAGAUUAAAAGAAUCAACACAACAAGAAGUUUACGAAGACAAAAACCACACACGAUACAAAAAAUCAUUUGUAAAUAUAACAUCUCGCGUACAUACAACAUUUUUAUGUACAUACAGUUAACAAAAAAAAACAGAAGAAGAAAACGAAUCAAUGGACGAGACAAACACAUGAAUAUUAUUCAUAUUGUAACCAAAAACCGUGGCCAAGCGAGAAACUAGAGAAAAAAUAUGCACAGAAACAAAGUAAAACUAAUCUAACAAAACGCACUAUGAGGCUAUAAACAGUUUUAAUGAGAAACAAAAAGGAGAAACAUCAUCAAGCGAUUAAAUAUCCUGCUGUAGCGACUAAUAACUAAAUAAAUUUUAAACAUAACUAAACAUAACCAGUAGUGCAAUCAAAAAUAAAACAAGGUUUAACAAGUGGGUAUAGUGUACGUAGGCCUAACACGGAAUUAUUGAUUGAUUGUCAAAGCAGGACCACAUUUAAAUCUAUAUUACACGAGAGAAUCAAAACCAACGUGUGGUGUAAAUCAAACAUUUGAAACGCGACAAUUAUCAUGCUGUUGCAUACCAUUUAGUUAAAUGCCGUUUUGUUGAGAAACUUUAAACGAAUUACUGUUGUUCUAACAUAAGUUUUAAGUUUUAAGCGAAAAGUCCACACAUUCGAUCGGUCAAUGCGUGACUCUCACACACACACAACACAUACACACACUUAGCUGUGAUCUACAAACAAACCAGAGAAGAGGAAAACAAGUGUAAACAUAAACAGAAACAUAAAAGAAUUAAAUUGCAACGAUUUGUGGAUAUAUAGGACUUCAUUGUAUAAACAUAAUGCGCAUUUGUAUAUCGCACUAAUUAAUAUUGAAUCAAGCUUGUUAUUUAUUCGUUUGUAAAACGUUAAUUUUUAAGUUAUUUAUUGAAGGUGUUUUGUUUCGACGAAAACGAAAAGCGCGUUAUAACUAGUUAGUACUUGUACUAAUUACGUAGGUAUGCCUGCUGCAGAUGAAGAGGAAAUAUAAUAUUAUAAUGAUUCAAUUUAGAAUAUAAACGAACGACUCUUUUAGGACGAUUUUAAUCAAAAAUACUUUAAAAUGUUGCAAAAAAAAAUAGUGAUUGAUUAGUGAUUUUAGCCGAAACUAAAUUGAAAUGAUUUUCAUACACUCACACACACACACAGGACACGCAUUCAUAGUGAUAUUGAUAAAACAGAAGUAUUUGCGUUGUUUCUGAAUUACAUAUGUACAGUGAUUUCUAAUGGAAUGAAUUAAAAUGAGAAUAACGUAGAUGACUGAAUAUUAUAAAUAUAUAUUGAAUAAAUAACUGUGUAUGUUGAAUUGAAGCACAAGCAAAGCGAACGAAAAUCGAAAAUAUCUCUCUUCAUACAACAGAAUAAGAAUUUGAUAGCGUUACUGAUUGUAAUUAAACAGUGUGUGCGUAGCUAUUGAACAAAAAAUAUGCGUAGCGUUUGUGAUUUCUUUUUAAGUAUCGUAACGAAAACCAAGGCAAACAAAAUUUAAUAAACACACAUGCAGGAAAUGUAAGUAUCGGACAGCACCCGCGCGCCCUCUCAGCCAUAUCCGUAUCAUUGAUGAAGUAAUUAGCUCCCACAAGCAAUUAACGCAUACAGCACAACAUCGGCGUUCGUGCAAAACAAAAAACAACUAACAUUUUAAACAAAUUAAGAGGACAUUAGCGUAUAAGUAGAGGUGACAAUUGAAAUAUUACGACAUUACGAGAGAAACAAAUUUAUUGAAUAAAGAAAUCAAUAUUAUAUAUAAAUAUAUAUAAAAAUAUAUAUUAUACAAUAUAUAUUAUGGAAAUUUAUCGGUUUCACAGCGCUGGAAUUGAUAAAUCUCCAUUUUAUAUACUAUUAUAUCACUUUAUCAAGUCUUACUUAAAAAGAAAGUUUGAGUUUCUUUCAUGAUGAUACCAUUUGAACUUAGGUUUCACGAAUUCUUGCCAUGAUGAAAUCCUAGUCUAGACUGACAUUAUCGAUGCUUUCCGUAUUCGUACAUUUCGAUGGAGGCAACAUAAAAACAAACAAGAAAAACAUUUGAUUGAUUCUAGAUGGAUAUUUUUUACCAAAAGUGCUCAUUGCUGUUGAUUAUAAAAUAUAAAUACUUAUCUAUAUGUGAGAGGUAAACAAAUAUUAAUAUACACACACAACGCCCACACUAACACACAAAAAGAAAAAAAAUCUACGGGAUGCGAUGAAUACAGGAGUGAUGCUUUUAUUGAAUAUAAAAAAAUCUAAUUAUAAAUUAUAAACGAGAUACAAAUAUAUCUUCUGGGUUGUAAUUACGAAUUAAAUGAAUUCAGUUAAAACGAUGCUAGUGUGUGCGUCAAACUGUUGUCACAAUCAAAUGGUUUUGUAGAAUCGGUUUGAAUGAUAUUUACGAAUAUGAAUAUUAAAAACAAAAAAAGUUAAAGAUGAAUCUCGUAGCGGACGUAGCGGACCGAGAGUCGAACAAAAAAUUGUUUUUUUGGUUUGGUCGUAUUUAACACACCCCCUCACCAUUUAUAUUCGAUAUGAAUAUGUAAAUAAUAUUGUAGAAAAGUGCCUCUUUUAAAUUUGCGCAUCGCUACUGUCUUGGGUCAACUAUUAGAGAGUAAAAAAAGUACAGAGAAUAUCUUGAUUUAUUUCAAUGUUUUAACUGUUGUUAUUAUUUGGUUUAUAAUCGAAUAAAGCUGCAUUUUUACAGUU
Molecule: messenger RNA, 6390 nt
Organism: Dalotia coriaria
Lineage: Eukaryota; Metazoa; Arthropoda; Insecta; Coleoptera; Staphylinidae
Gene: Ih
Product: hyperpolarization activated cyclic nucleotide gated potassium channel Ih
Exons: 12
Coding region: 84-2612 (842 amino acids)
Biological process (GO): sodium ion transmembrane transport; regulation of membrane depolarization; potassium ion transmembrane transport
Cellular component (GO): membrane; HCN channel complex
Molecular function (GO): voltage-gated potassium channel activity
Source: RefSeq, a predicted model, not a curated record